Molecule: messenger RNA, 1664 nt
Organism: Lucilia sericata (common green bottle fly)
Lineage: Eukaryota; Metazoa; Arthropoda; Insecta; Diptera; Calliphoridae
Product: xyloside xylosyltransferase 1
Exons: 1
Coding region: 110-1567 (485 amino acids)
Molecular function (GO): UDP-xylosyltransferase activity
Source: RefSeq, a predicted model, not a curated record
UCAGUCCUCGCCGCCGUUAAUAUUUGUCGGCGCAGGGCUCUGGAACGGAUUGCAAAAAAAGGGUCAAGAAAAAGAAGUUGUUUUUAAUUCUAUCUGGACGAAAGAUAACAUGGCCGAGAUGUCUCCGGGAGAUAAAUUAUUAAGUGGUGCUACACGCAAAUUGGGCCAUCUGAAGAUGGCCAAAGUAAUGUUCUUAAUCAUAUCAGCAAUUGUUUGUAUAAUCAUUUUUUAUGCCAAUACCAGCGUAAUUGGUAGACGGUCACUGUUUGCACUGUUUCUUAGCAAUCGUAAUUCAGCAGCAGCUACGGCUGAGGCAGGCACCACAUACGGUGGCGAAUUAUUAACAAGUCCUGAAAAGGCCACAACACUGCCGCAAGACCCACAACGACCACAAAAUGAACAAGUACAACAGAAAGCUGAUUUUGAAGACACUCUUAGAUAUAGAUCUCAAGACUUUGCCUCGACGACAACCCGAAAGAGAUCUCGCAAGUCGUUAAUUAUGAAAACUUUGCUCGUUAAGCCACCAUCCACCAGAAAUGCCUCGGUGCAAAUAUUCAACUUAAGCUCAACAGUAUUAGGAUCGGGAAUAGGAACCGCCAGCUCAGAUUACAAUAUCUUUGUGAUAUACACAAAGGAAAACUAUCAGUUGCAUGUUAAAUUUGAAUUAUUCAUUAAAAGCCUUUUGAAAUUCGCCAACUCGGGAGUCCUGCUGCAUUUGCACGUACUUACGGAUGAAACGAGUGGACAUUCUGUGGAUCAGAUUUUAGAAAUUGAAGUGCGUCGUUAUAGACGUUCUAUUAUUUAUAGUUUAUACAAUAUGCGUUUGUGUGCCGAGGAAGUAGUGGACAUUGUCAAUACAAUGACACCGUACUUUAGCUCAACACCCAAAUCGUACUAUAGUGAUUCGUUAUUCUUCCUAUCGUUAGGCUUGCAUCGCAUAGCCGACGAGAAUAUGGAACGUGCAAUAUUGCUAGAUUGUGACAUAGUCUUCCGUACCGAUGUCCGUCUAUUGUUCAAUGAAUUCGAUAGAUUUUCUCCCGAUCAUCUAUAUGGUUUGGCGCCGGAAUUGACGCCUGUCUAUCGCCACAUACUCUAUAGAUAUCGGGCCAAUUAUCCAAAUACCGACUUUGGUAGUCCCUUUUAUAUGUCUACAAGUGAAAUGCAUAAUAUGGUUUCCGAAGAGUCCCAACAUACUCAACAUAAACUAAGAAAAUCAGAAAGGCAUAGCCUAAGACAUGGUUAUCCUGGACUCAAUUCGGGUGUGGUGUUGUUGCAUCUGAAACGAAUACGCAAAUCACAGGUGUAUCAUCAACAGCUACAUGAUUCGGAAGUUCGGAAACUUACCUCUAAAUAUAUGUUUAAAGGACAUUUGGGUGAUCAGGACUUUUUCACUUUACUCGGCUAUGAAUUCCCCAAUCUCAUCUAUCGCCUCGAUUGUGUGUGGAAUCGCCAGUUGUGUACGUGGUGGAAGGAUCAUGGCUAUAGUGAUGUCUUUGAUAAAUAUUUCACUUGUAAGGGACGCAUCAAAAUGUAUCACGGCAACUGUAAUGCCCGAGUGCCCGAAUGAUUCUGUUUACCACAGAAGACCCACAUAAAAUGUACCGUUAACGUGUGUUCAUUUACUCACUAGCUCACAGAUUCACUACAUGAAAUCAUCAACAACA